GUUAAAAAUCUGUAAGAGGCUGAUUUUAGAAUUCACCAGCUCCUCAGAAGUUUGGCGAAAUAUGAAUUAUUAAACCUACGAUCAGAUCAAGUUAGCCGCUAGACUCGUGUGACAACCUGUUUUUAAUCAGUGACUCAGCUGUGAUCACCCUGAUGUCACCGAAUGGCCACAGCUAGUAAAAGGUCACCAGGAGAACCCCAGUCUGACGACAUUGAAGCUAGCCGAAUGUAUAUUACUAUAAAUGGAGCAAGGGUAAAUGUAUCAAGUGAUUUGUGGCUCAUUAAAGCAAGAUUGUUUAAAUAAAUCCUCAGUUUACUGUAAAUGUUGGAAUGUCCCAGACCAGUCCUAAGGCCAUCUUUAUCCUUUCUCUCCAGGAAGCGAGCAGCUGCAAAGCAUCUAAUAGAACGCUACUACCAUCAGUUAACUGAGGGUUGUGGAAAUGAGGCCUGCACGAAUGAGUUUUGUGCUUCCUGUCCAUCUUUUCUUCGUAUGGAUAACAAUGCAGCAGCUAUUAAAGCCCUCGAGCUUUAUAAGAUUAAUGCAAAACUCUGUGAUCCUCAUCCCUCCAAGAAAGGAGCAAGCUCAGCUUACCUUGAGAACUCGAAAGGUGCCCCUAACAACUCUGAGAUAAAAAUGAACAAGAAGGAUGGAAAAGGAGCUAGAAUUGAUUUUAAAGAUGUGACUUAUCUUACUGAAGAGCUGGUGUAUGAAAUUCUUGAAAUUUGUAGAGAGAGAGAGGAUUAUUCCCCUUUAAUCCGUGUUAUCGGAAGAGUUUUUUCUAGUGCUGAGGCAUUGGUACAGAGCUUUCGGAAGGUCAAACAACACACCAAGGAAGAGCUGAAAUCUCUUCAAGGAAAGGAUGAAGACAAGGAUGAAGAUGAAAAGGAAAAAGCUGCAUGUUCUGCUGCUGCUAUGGAAGAAGAUUCAGAAGCAUCUUCCUCCAGGAUAGGUGAUAGCUCACAGGGAGACAACAACUUACAAAAGUUAGGUCCCGAUGACGUAUCUGUAGAUAUUGAUGCUAUUAGAAGAGUCUAUACCAGAUUGCUCUCUAAUGAAAAGAUAGAAACUGCCUUUCUUAAUGCACUUGUAUAUUUGUCACCUAAUGUAGAAUGUGACUUGACCUAUCACAAUGUGUACUCUCGUGAUCCUAAUUACCUGAAUUUGUUCAUUAUUGUAAUGGAGAAUAGGAAUCUCCACAGUCCUGAAUAUCUGGAAAUGGCAUUGCCGUUGUUUUGUAAAGCAAUGAGCAAGUUACCCCUGGCAGCCCAAGGAAAACUGAUUAGACUGUGGUCUAAAUACAGUGCAGACCAGAUUCGGAGAAUGAUGGAAACGUUUCAGCAACUUAUUACUUACAAAGUCAUAAGCAAUGAAUUUAACAGUCGGAAUCUAGUGAAUGAUGAUGAUGCCAUUGUUGCUGCUUCAAAGUGCUUAAAAAUGGUUUACUAUGCAAAUGUUGUGGGAGGGGAAGUGGACACAAAUCACAAUGAGGAGGAUGACGAAGAGCCCAUCCCCGAGUCCAGCGAAUUGACACUGCAAGAGCUUUUGGGAGAGGAAAGAAGAAACAAGAAAGGUCCUCGAGUGGACCCCCUGGAAACUGAACUUGGUGUUAAAACUCUAGACUGUCGAAAACCACUUAUCUCUUUUGAGGAGUUCAUUAACGAACCACUGAAUGAUGUUCUAGAAAUGGAUAAAGAUUAUACUUUUUUCAAAGUAGAAACAGAGAACAAAUUUUCUUUUAUGACUUGUCCCUUCAUAUUGAAUGCCGUCACAAAAAAUUUGGGAUUAUAUUAUGACAAUAGAAUUCGCAUGUACAGUGAACGAAGAAUCACUGUUCUCUACAGUCUAGUUCAAGGACAGCAGUUGAAUCCAUAUUUGAGACUCAAAGUCAGGCGUGACCAUAUCAUAGAUGAUGCACUUGUCCGGCUAGAGAUGAUUGCUAUGGAAAAUCCCGCAGACUUGAAAAAACAGUUGUAUGUGGAAUUUGAAGGAGAACAAGGAGUCGAUGAGGGUGGUGUUUCCAAAGAAUUUUUUCAGUUGGUUGUGGAGGAAAUCUUCAAUCCAGAUAUUGGUAUGUUCACAUACGAUGAAUCUACAAAGUUAUUUUGGUUUAAUCCAUCUUCUUUUGAAACUGAGGGCCAGUUUACUCUCAUUGGCAUAGUACUGGGCCUGGCUAUUUACAAUAACUGUAUCCUGGAUGUUCAUUUCCCCAUGGUUGUAUACAGGAAGCUAAUGGGGAAAAAAGGAACUUUUCGUGACUUGGGAGACUCCCACCCAGUUUUACAUCAGAGUUUAAAAGACUUGCUAGAAUAUGAAGGGAAUGUGGAAGAUGACAUGAUGAUCACUUUCCAGAUAUCACAGACAGAUCUUUUCGGUAACCCAAUGAUGUAUGAUCUAAAGGAAAAUGGUGAUAAAAUUCCAAUUACAAACGAAAAUAGGAAGGAAUUUGUCAAUCUCUAUUCUGACUACAUUCUUAAUAAAUCAGUAGAAAAACAGUUCAAGGCUUUUCGCAGAGGUUUUCAUAUGGUGACUAAUGAAUCUCCCUUAAAGUAUUUAUUCAGACCAGAAGAAAUUGAAUUGCUUAUAUGUGGAAGCCGGAAUCUAGAUUUCCAGGCACUAGAAGAAACUACAGAAUAUGACGGUGGCUAUACCAGGGACUCUGUUGUGAUUAGGGAAUUCUGGGAGAUCGUUCAUUCGUUUACUGAUGACCAGAAAAGACUCUUCUUGCAGUUUACAACAGGCACAGACAGAGCACCUGUGGGAGGACUGGGAAAGUUAAAGAUGAUUAUAGCCAAAAAUGGCCCAGACACAGAAAGGUUACCUACAUCUCAUACUUGCUUUAAUGUCCUUUUACUUCCGGAAUAUUCAAGCAAAGAAAAACUUAAAGAGAGAUUGUUGAAGGCCAUCACAUAUGCCAAAGGAUUUGGCAUGCUGUAAAACAAAAACAAAAAAAACAAAAACAAAAAAAAAAGGAAGAAAAAAAGGAAAAUUUAAAAAUUGAAUAACAUAACAAGAGGGAUAAGUGGUGGUGAUAGUGUCCCAGACAAAAAGGCUGUAAGAUAGUGAGCCAGGUAGUCAUCUGUGUCUGCGCCUCCCUUCUCUAUUGGGGAAAUGUGGGCUGGAACAGCAGAUUUCAGCUACAUAUAUGAACAAAUCCUUUAUUAUUAUUAUAAUUAUUUUUUCGCGUGAAAGUGUUACAUAUUCUUUCACUUGUAUGUACAGAGAGGUUUUUCUGAAUAUUUAUUUUAAGGGUUAAAUCACUUUUGCUUGUGUUUAUUACUGCUUGAGGUUGAGCCUUUUUGAGUAUUUAAAAUAUAUAUACCAACAAAACUACUCUCCCAAGGACAACAUUGCCACCAUUUGUAGACCAUGUAACCUUCAAGUAUGUGCUAUUUUUUUAAAUCCCUGUAUCUAACUCAAAUCAGGAAUUUUUUUUUUUUAAUGGUUUGCUUUUUAAACUUGAAGUCUUGGAAAGAGUGCGAUGCAGGUACUGCUGUUCUAGUCCCCAAAGAGUUUUCUGUGCAGAAUCUCGUGAAUCAAUAAAGAUGGAAGGAAGAAUGUGGAAUACUUUAACUGCAGCUCUCAGAACUUUACUUUAGUAACAGCACAAGAAAUUAAAAACUCAUGCCACAGUAUGUCAUUUUUAUGUGUCCUGCAAUGAACUGUUUUAGUAGCCAAUCCUCUUAAUAUAUGAAAGGACAGGGAUUUUUUGUUGUUGUUAUUGUUGUUUUAAGUUUACUGGGGAAAGUGCAUUUGGCCAAAUGAUACGGUAGUCAAGCCUAUUGCAACAGUUAGGAAGUUUGUUGUUUAUUAUAAACAAAAAGCAUGUGAAAGUGCACUUAAAAUAAGGUUUUUAUUAAUGACCUAGAUUUUAAAUAGACAAUCCAAAGGUCUCCCCUUUGUGUUGCCAUCAUCUUGUUUAAUCGGCGCUCUCUCAAGGCACAUGAUCAGUGUUGCAGCAUAAUAGAAAGGAUGGCUGCUGUGCUUUGUGUUACUUAGUCAUACAGUAAGCAAACCUGGAAAUGAAGGGAUCUGUUACUCCCGAGAAUGCCAUUGUAUGUCCCCAAAGGCUAAAUCUGACUACAGAAAAUGUUAUCAAUUACUUUCAUGUACCACAGAAAAGUACAAAUAGGUGAAAAUUACUGUAUAUUUAAAGUAGUAGCUUCCCCUUUCCUAGUCUUCUUUGUCUGUGAUGUUAAUUUCUUUUGAUGCAUUAUAAAAUAAAUGGAUUAUGUAUUUUUAACUAAGAAGAGACAUUGAUAUAUCAUUUUACUACAAGCUACAGUUUAAAGUGCUGAGCUUGUUCCUUGAUUAUUGUUUUAACUGAUACAGAUCAAUCUGAUGAUUUGUUUCAAAUUGGCAGGAAAAAUAUACCUUUCAAAUCAUUGGAGGGGAAAAAGGUUGUCUUUCAGGAUUAUCUUAAUUCUUUUAGUAAUUAAGACAGAACUGUUUUGUAGUGUAAUGCUGAAUAAAUAGUGGCUUUUCCACCGUGAUUUACAGGAAAAAACACAACACUUUUCAUGGUGUGACAAGGUAACAUGUGGUUUCCCUGGGCCAGCUUUUAGAAUGUUGUUUUGUAUGCUACCCUGAUGCGAAGGAUCCUCCUUUGAUUAGAGUCAUCACAAAGGGCCUCUCCCCAACUGUGCUUCUAUGCAGUAAGAAAUUGAGAAGAGGAAACGAAAUGCUCUGGGGACAUUUUAUGUAAUAAAUUCAUCAAAAAAAUUUGUGCUCUCCACUUCUCAAGUUUCAUUGUCACUGCAGUGUUGAAUUUCUAUAAUUGUAUUGUGUGUGAAGUUUUUAAAUGAUAAUUGAGUACAGGUUAUCAGGUACAGAAUUCACAUCAGAGAGACUUAAGGUAAAUAACCUAUUAAAAAUUUUUAAGAGAAAAUCUUGCACAGACUAGCUGCUCUUGCUUGCUUAGUAAUCAGUUAUUCUGGGCAUGUUAUCACUUCUGUUAUUACUGCCUUUCCACUAUUUACUGCAGUGUCACAAUAAUCAACAGUAUCUUUUUUUUUUUUUUUUUAACUCAGGACCUUUUGCUUGCAAGGCAGGAGGUGGAACCACUGAGCUAAAUCCCCCACCCUGAACAGUAUCUCAAGAAGAGGAAAACAGUAGAAACUUUAUCACAUAGCUACUCCCUCUAAUCCAUAUGUUAAGUUAUAAAAGUACUUUUUUUGGCUAGACAGUCUUUCAUAUAUUUUGAUUUUCUUUGGUUUGAAAUUUAUAGGAAGCUCCCUAGGGGGUAAAAUUAAACUAUGAAUUAAUUUGAUUUCUAGAUAAAAUGUAAGCUUUCUUUUACCUUGUAAUAGUGUAAAACAUUUCAAACAUAAAUUAACUAUCAGCCGAACUUUUCUGGACCCUUGUAGCUCCAGCAAGUGAGUUGUAUGUCCUAUUACCAUAUACUACUUUCCUGUACUGUGAUUAAUUAUGCAAUAAAAUCCAAGUGUGUCUCAAACUCCUCUACAGGAAGCUAUAUAUCAAAAGGAAACCUGAAAAGGGGGCUUCAAACAGAAAACUUGCUUAUGUUAUUUAUUAUUGGCACAGAUUAUUAAAAACAACUAUAGGCAUUAUCUAUCCUUGUCCCAUAAAAAGUCUGUUAUGAUAUUUUAAGGGUCCUUUAUGAAUUUUUCUCAAAAAUCCAAGCAAGUUUGCAGAGGAAGAAGCCUUCCCAGGAUUAUUCUCUUUGUGCUCUUGAUUCCCUACCUAGUUACUGCAUGUUUUCUGGCCUCCCAUUAGGCUAAAGACUAUCUGUACCUGUCUUUCUUAAACGAGUAAAGAAGCAAAACAUGGCUUCCACUCCCACUCCUUUGAUCUACAAUAUUAGUGUGUAAAGAAUUGCCAUGUCUGGGGAAGAGUGUGUUCCUAAGGUAGAGUCCCAAGCCUUUUCUCCCUUUCCUCUUCAGGUCAGUGGUUUGACAUUGUUAACAGUCACUACAAGAUUUUGAUGCAGUCUGGGCUGAAUUUCACUGUGCAUGGCUGCCAAUUCAGUGCCAUCCACUAGAAAUGCAUUGCCCAAGGAUACUCAUAACCUCUAAUUGCCAAAAUUAAGAACUCUUGUCUUUAAACCUUUACUGUACCCAGAACUGGGCUGCCGCUUCUCUCACUCCCCUUUCCUUCCCAGCUCAUCCAGAUCGCCUUGAGUGCACACUCCAGUUCUACUUAAAGCUGAUAUCUGAACCUGCCCAGUAGUCUCUGGUCAACCUCAAUUGCUCCCAGAGACCCUUCUCUAAGUCUGUGUCUUCUGCUCAGACCUGAAGAUGCCUUUCUGGUAUAACUCAAUGUCAGUACAGCUAAAAAUUACAUCUUUAAUCUUGAAUCUCUUUAUUUUCUUGAAAAUGCCACCUUCACCCUUAGUCAUUGAAGUCUCAUCCUUUGUCAUAAAUUGUCAGUUCCUUUCUCAGGUUUUUUCCAUUUACCCUGAGUGGCCUCCUUGACUCUGACCACCCAUUUCAUUCUGCUGAAACAUAAUUUUGUUAGUUCUAAUAUACUGUGUAUAAAAACUUGUUCUUUUCUGAAUAAAUCUCCAAGUCUAGCCUUCAAGACCCUGUAGAGACAUUUGCACCUUCCCGUCCAGUUUCCCUGUUGAUUGUAGGCACCACUCUUUAUGUGCCUACAUAACGUCUUUAGUUGCCAUGCUUCAUUGUUUUUAUAUUUCUCAGAUACCUUUCAAAUCCAAAUUUUUAAAGCACCUUGCCGGUGAAGAUCACUGAGCCCCAAGGGCCUGCAUAACAGCUCAUCUGUUCUCCAUGGCACAGCUCUUUAAUUUUAAUUGGAAUUCUUACAGCAUAUCUUGGGCUGCUCUUGAUAACAUCCUCCACACAGCUCACUUUGGAGCUUCUCUUUAAUUUGUUUUUUUUUUUAAUAACCAUUGCUAGAAGUAUAAACUUCAUGGUGGAGAUAGUCUACUUUUUACUUGGGCAAAGUUUUAGCUCCAUCUUCUCACCAGCUUGACAGUAUCAGCACGAAAAAUAGCCCAGCCUACAGAGUGUUUUAAUGAAACAUGUCUGUCUUUCCACUAAAUGUUAUCUCUGGUCCCCAUUCCUUCCCCCCAAAAGUUGUUUUUUUCCUCCCUGAAGAGACACCUUGGAAUUAUUUGCUGUGUCAUUUUAGCCUAUGGAAAUAGAGGGAUGAAAGGGCCUAAGGCCUUAGAAAGUAAAUUUUUUUGUGUGUGAACAUUUCCAACCUGACUAUAGUGUGCUCAGGUGACCAGUAACCUCUACAGCCAUAUUCUCUGUGGCCACACUUCCCUUCCCUUCACCUCAUUGCAGAUGGAAGCUAGAAUCCACCAUUCUGCCCUUGGCCAGCCACUGACAUGGAUUGAAGAGCCUCAGCUGAACGCUGCUUUUACAUCUUCUAGGUUGACCACCUUGAAAUUCUAAAAAGGGCAGAUACAGUCCCUUCUGUACAUGAUCUUGCGUCCUACAGAGUAAGUCACUGACUCUAGAGGUGCCUUGCCCAAAGUCACACAGCCCAGCCCAUCUAAAAUCUGCCAUCUUCCUGUUGUCAGAAAUCAUACAAUCAAGACUCUUAAGCUCAACUGAACAGGAGCUGGAGUAAUUCCAUGGUUUAUCUUCCAGUCUCCUAAAAACCAUGGAAAGCAUGGUUUCCGGCAGUGUCUAAGAAACAGCACACAGUGGUUGAGGGUGCAGUCCUCAGUCAAUCGCGGCCCUGCCUUCCCUUGUCUCAGUUUACACCCAGUCCUGCCUUAUCACUGCUUGGCAGGAUUCAAAGAAAUUGGGAUACACAUGCUUAAUAUCUUGCAUGAGAGACUGAGAUGGGUUCUCCCAAAAUUUGCCAGUGAAAUUAGAGAAAGUAUUGAGAAAUUGGAAAUGUUUGUAAUGGAGAUUUAUUUUACACAUGUUGACCUUCCCUCAUCCACCUGAAAAUGGAAGAGGUGUGCUUUCUCUCAUCUUUAAGAUACAAUUCACAUAUCAUAAAAAUUUCCCUUUUUAAAUUAUAAAAUUUGUGGUUCUUAGUAUACUCAAAAUUGUGCAGUCGCCCUUGUUAUAAAAUUCAGAGCAUUUUCAUUGUAAAAAAUUCUGUACUCAUUAGGAGUGAUUACCUGUUCUUAACUCCCAGCCUCUGGCAACCACUCUCUACUUUGUGCCUGUGGAUUUUCCUGUUUUAGACGUGAAAUCAUACAAUAUGUGGCCUUUUUUGUCCUUCCUGGCCCCCUUUAGAGUAAUGUCACCUUGUAGCAUGUAAGUGGUACUUGGUUUCUUUUUGUGGCUGAGUAAUGAUGUUGUACUGGUAUACUGUACUUUUUUUUUUAUAAUCCAUUCAGUUGACGGACACAUGUUGUUUUUUCUUCUUGGCUGUUUUGAAUACCGCAGCUAUGAACGUUUGUGUACAAGUUUUUAUAUGGACUUGUUUUCAUUUCUCUUGGUCGUAUCUUCUAAGCAUAUAUCCUAUCCUUUUGGUUCUUACAUUUAGGUCUUUGAUCCAUUUUUGUAGGUCGUACACUUUGGGAUCUGGUUUCAUUCUUCGGUGUAUGGACAUCCAGACACCAUUUAUUGAAAAGACUCAUGAGUGGUCUUGACACUUGUCAAAAACAAUUGACCAUAAGUGUAAGACUUUAUUUUUGAACUUACAAUUUUAUUCCAUUCUCUAUGUCUGUCCUUACGCCAGUACCACACUGUCUUGAUAGCUUUGUAGUAAGUUUGAAUUUAAAAUGUAUGGGUCCUCCAACUUGGUUUUACUUCCAGAUCAUUUUUUCUACUCUGGGUCCCUUGAGUCCCAUAUGAAUUUUAGAAUCAAUUUGUUAAUUCUCACAAAUAAAUACGUGGGAUUUUGAUAGUGAUUGUGGUGAAUCUAUAGAUCAGUUUGAGGAAUGUUGCUAUUUUAACAGUAUUAAAUUUUUCCA
Fukomys damarensis (Damara mole-rat) is the source of this 8860-nucleotide messenger RNA. RefSeq names its product ubiquitin protein ligase E3A (gene Ube3a). NCBI's taxonomy places the organism in Eukaryota, Metazoa, Chordata, Mammalia, Rodentia, Bathyergidae. Gene Ontology annotation, molecular function: ubiquitin protein ligase activity. The transcript is spliced from 13 exons. The record is from RefSeq and is a predicted model, not a curated record. The coding region runs from base 322 to 2934 and encodes 870 amino acids. Gene Ontology annotation, biological process: protein polyubiquitination; ubiquitin-dependent protein catabolic process.